Lacerta agilis (Sand lizard) is the source of this 4646-nucleotide messenger RNA. It is a transcript of the gene MAP1S, whose product is annotated as microtubule associated protein 1S. NCBI's taxonomy places the organism in Eukaryota, Metazoa, Chordata, Lepidosauria, Squamata, Lacertidae. The record is from RefSeq and is a predicted model, not a curated record. Gene Ontology annotation, molecular function: actin binding; microtubule binding. Gene Ontology annotation, cellular component: microtubule; microtubule associated complex; neuronal cell body. Gene Ontology annotation, biological process: microtubule cytoskeleton organization; regulation of microtubule depolymerization; dendrite development.
GCAACCUGGUCACGGAGCCUCGCGCCACAAGCUGCUGAUGUUGCUGGGCCCUGCAUCGAGGGAGACGGGGGAGCUGGUCCUGCAGACGGGCACUUUCUCCUUGCGAGACUUCAUCCAGAUCUUCGCCGACAAAGAGGUUGGGGAGUUGCUCAGCUCUGCAGACCCAUCUGCCAGGACCAGCCUGACAGUCAUUUGCCCGGACUUUGGGGAAUGGAAAGCUUCCCGGCUGGGUCAGCACAACCUGUUGGACUUCAUUGAUCUUCGCUUCAACCCGGGCCCUGUGUUGCCCGAGAUGGAGGGCCUGCAGGAGUUCCUGGAGUACCUCUCAGAGUCGCUGGACCCCCCGUCGCCCUUUGACCUCCUGGAGCCACCCAGCACCGUCGGCUUCCUGAAGCUGUCCCGCCCGUGCUGCUACAUCUUCCCUGGCGGCAGGGGCGACUCAGCCUUCUUUGCCGUCAAUGGCUUCAACAUCCUAGUCAAUGGCGGCUCCAACCCCCGCUCGUCCUUCUGGAAGCUGGUGUGCCACCUCGACCGCAUCGACUCCAUCUUGGUGACGCACAUGGGCACUGACAGCCUACCUGGAGUUAACAGCCUACUGCAGAGGAAGCUGGCCGAGAUGGAAGAGGAUCCCUCCUCACAAGGUUCGCCAAACGACGACUCGGUGAAGAACCUCAUCUCCCCAGAGCUGGGCGUUGUCUUCCUCAAUGCCUCCAAGAAGCUGAAGGCCAUUGCGGGGGACUCGGGCGUUCUGAAGAGCUGUGACGAGGCCAGCUUGGCGCUCCACUACCUGGAUAAGCUGGGUAUCCAGCCCAGCCCACUCUGCAGGGACAGCGGCCCCAAGGUGGAGCCCACUGUCCUCUUCCAGAAGAUGGGCGUCGGGCGCUUAGAUAUGUACAUCCUGAACCCAGUGAAAGGCAGCAAGGAGCUGGAGGUCCUGAUGCAGCACUGGUGCGGCAAUGGCUGCCCCCAGGGACUGGAGCUGCCCCUGCACUGUGUGACCUCCAUCUGUGCCCUCCUGGUCUGGCACCCCGUCAGCCCCACAGAGAAGAUCGUCCGGGUCUUGUUCCCCGGCUGCACGCCCCAGAGCAAGAUCCUGGAGGGGCUGGAGAAGGUCCGGCACUUGGAGUUCCUCAAACAUCCGGUGGUCACCCAGAAGGACCUGGAGUCAGGGUCCUCCUCGGGCAGCACCCCGCAAAGCCAGCAGAAGAGGACCACCAGCCAGGAGAGCCUCAAGUCCGGCUCCAAGCUGAGCCUCCCAGAGCCCAAGGAAAGGAGGGAGGCAAAGGCGGCCAGCGCCAGAGAGCGCCCCAUGGCGCCCAGUGAGUCCUCAAAGGGCAGCCUGGAGGAGGAGCAGGCCAAGGAGACUCGUACCAAAGUGGAGCUGUCUUCUGCUGUGAGGCCCAAGCAGCUGAAGGAGAAGCCGAUGGCCAAGAAGGACACAAAAAAACUUUUGCCAAAGAAUGACGCUGCCCCCUUGGGGAAGGUGCCCAAGCAGGAGGCAAAGGCGGAUCCCCCCAGGAGGGAGACGGUGGCCAAGAAGGAGGCGAAGGUGGAGGAGAAGACAGCAGUGAGGCAGCCGAGUCGGGAGCUGAGGAGGUCAGCCAGCACGGAAGCCAAGAGGCCCCCCACCAAGAUGGGCAGCUUCAGAAAGACCACCCCCAGCAUUAAGAAGGAGGCGGAUAAGUUGAAAGCCCAGCCUUUGAAAGAGGCUCCUCUCAAGAUGCCCAGUGGUGCCAAGGGGGCAGCAGGUGGCCUCUCGGACGGGUCCAAGUCAUCAACAGAGAAUGCGGCGAGGGAGGACUCUCGGCCAGAGGCACUGGGGGCUGAGUCGACAGACGAGGGCAUCACUACAGCAGAGAGCGAGCUGGAGCCAUCGCCGCUGGAGUGUCCUGGGAAUGGGGUGCUGGCGGCCCAGAACGGCCUGUGCACGGGGGGCGACCCUGAGAGCCCCCAGCCCUUCCGGCACCUGGAGGCCAGCUCUCCGCUGAGGGGUGCAGGUCCCCCAUCACCACUGGCUAAAACCCCCAAGAGUGAGCGGAGCGUCAACUUUGAGCAGACCCCCACGGGCACGCACGCAGGGCUCCACCCCGAGGGUGAGGAGGCUUGCGGCAGCUCCGAAGAGAAGACCUUGGAAAUGAUGUCUCCUGCCAGCUCAGGCCCGGCCAGCGCCAGGCACACUCCUUUCCACCAGUCCCCCGUCGAGGACGUCAUCAUGGCCGAGGAGCCGGCAGCCCUGACCAACUCCUGGCGCCCGGACGGCUCUGCCACCGGGCUCCGUGUUUCGCGGGACAACUCCAGCUCCUCACAGGAGAAGCCGCCAGGAUGCCUGUCACCCAGCCUCAUCCGCGAUGACCUCCCGGACGUCUCGCCCACCAUCACCACACCCUCACUGCCGGCCGAAGUGGGCUCGCCGCACUCCACCGAGGUGGAUGAGUCCCUCUCCAUGUCCUUCGAGCAGGUCCUGCCACCGGUCAGCGAAUUCCAGGAGGAAGCGGAUGCCCGCCCGGGGGGACUCACCCCAGAGCUGGACAUGGGCAAAGGCGGCUUAUCCUUGCCCGUCCGACCCUGCCACCCGCAUCACGCCCAGCGCUUGGAUGGCCACUCCCUGGCACGGCGCGCCCGCCGCUCGGACUCACCCCAUGAUGUGGACCUCUGCCUGGUGUCCCCGUGCGAGUUUGAGCACCCCAAGUCAGAGCGCUCGCCCUCAGCCAACUUCAGCCCCCGGGACAUGUCGAACAGCAGUGACUUCUCCCAGGAGCUGACCAAGCCACUGGUGGGCCAGCGAAAGGGCCCGUGGAGCCGCAAGCCCCAUCCCCUGGCCGAUGAGACCCCACCCACGUCACUCAGCGAGUCGCUGCCCACCCUCUCGGACUCUGACAUCCCGCCCGCCACAGAGGAGUGCCCUUCCAUCACGGCGGAUGGCGGGCUGGACUCGGACGACGACCCCGAGAGCCUGGCGCGGGCUCGCGACCCUCUUCCGGCCACCCUGAAGGACCCCCUCCCGCUCCCCGCUCAGCCGGGCAUCUGCAUGGUGGACCCUGACCGAGAAGGGGCGGCCAAGGGCAAGAGGCCGGCGUCCCGGGUGGGCUCUGCCCCACCCAAAGCAGACUCAGCCCCCAGAGGGGUGGCCCCCAACAGCAGCCGCAUCAAGCCUUCCUCGGCCAGCGCCGGGGAGAGAGCCCGGACGCCUGCUCUGAGCCGAAGUGAGCUGGCUGCCUCCCGUUCCAGUGGGGACCACCGGGCAUCCCUCGGACAGCGGGCAGCAAGCAGCAGGCCAUCCUUGGGGGCAGGCAGAGCGGGCCCUGCAGGUGCCAGGCCCAGUUUUGUGCGGCCCCCCGUCUACCUGGAGCUGGCCUACAUCCCGGGCUCGGCGAGUGCCCAGUGGGUGGACGAGGACUUCUUCCGCCACGUCCGGUCGCAGUGCUACGUCAUCAGCGGCGAGGACCACAUCAAGGAGGGUGUCAUGCGGAGGAUCUUGGACGCCCUCCUGGCCGGGAAGCAGCACUGGGCACAUGACACCCAGGUGACCCUGAUCCCCACCUUUGACUCCCUGGUGAUGCAUGAGUGGUACGCAGAGACGCUGGAGCGGCAGCAGGCGCUGGGUGUCACCGUCCUGGGCAGCAACAGCAUGGUGGCCAUGCAGGAUGAGACCUUCCCAGCCUGCAAAGUGGAGUUCUGAAGCCUCCUCCUUCCCCUUGGGCGCGUCUGGGGGGGGGAAUGGGAGACGAGAGGGACCUCCCUGGGUGCUGGGGGGGCAGGGGUAGAGACUCCCCACCCCACACUGAGACACUUCCAAAGCCCCCCCCCCCCCAGGCAAACCUUACCCACUCUGCUCUGUGUCUGGUCUGUUUGCAUGUUUUGCCCCCUCACCCCCGAGCUUCUAAACCUGGUCAAGCGCAGAGAUUUAGGAUUUGGGGAGAUGUGGUGUUUGGCCAGCAGCCCCACCCCAAAAGGGUGAUGGCCAGGCAUUCCUGGGGUGGGGGGUGGGGUCUGCUCUGACAAGGGGCAGAGUGCAGGGCCCCCUCCCCAAAAUACGACUUGCCCCUUGCCAAGAGGGCUAAGUCAAGCAGAUCCCAUGAAAAAUCUGCCUGGGGGUGGUCUCUGAAAGGCUCAGUCAGUUUACCUGCAGGACCUUUUUUGAAAAAAAUAUUUUUUUAAAAGAGUGAAACAGGGUCUUUGGGGGUGGUGCAUGUGUCUGCUUAUUUUAAGAGGCAGCUCCGAUUCCAAAGAGUUUGGGGUCCUGGCAGGGAGCUGUUUAUUUCCAUGGGGGGGGGGUAGCUUGGCUUUCUGAGGUCACUCCCUGCAACAGCGCCCCCCCCUUCUCUUAAAAAUAUCCCAUCUCCUCCUCGGGGCCGACUCUCCAUCCUACCCUUUUAAAAUCUGGUUGGGCCCAUAGCCGAUGCUUCCUCUUGGGGGGUCCGGAGCCAAAAUUCCCUCUGGAAUUGACCCCUCUCUCUUGGAGAUCACCUUCCCCCUCCCCCCUCAACACCGCCCCCCAAUUUCUUCUACCUCUUUAUGUUGAAAGCCAGCAGUGUGUUGUGUUGCGUUUUGUCCCGAGGCCUGUCUUGUUCAUCUCGGGAUGCUUUAAUCCACAAAGACUACUCUGUAAAAUCCAGCCAAAGCACACCCCUUUCCAACCCCCCCCC